This is a messenger RNA of Westerdykella ornata, 927 nucleotides long. RefSeq lists its product as uncharacterized. The record is from RefSeq and is a predicted model, not a curated record. The coding region runs from base 1 to 927 and encodes 308 amino acids. The transcript has a single exon. NCBI's taxonomy places the organism in Eukaryota, Fungi, Ascomycota, Dothideomycetes, Pleosporales, Sporormiaceae.
AUGUUCACACCUAUCAACCCCCUCACCCUCAACAUCGCAACCGCACUACCAUUAAUCAUGCACGCACAAUCUCCCUACCCAACCUUCCAUUUUUCCCCUCCUACAACGCCGACCACUUUCGUCCUUCCUCACAACCGAUUCCCCGACCGUCCACUCCGAAACAGGCGCGCCGAAAACAACGACCCCGAAGCCCUGGACCGCCCACACGGGCCCCCACCGCUCUCGAUUUAUUAUCCCACGGUUACUUCGUCGUUGCAAGCGACCUCUUUGUCGUCGUCUCUGGAGUCAUCUCUGGUGUCGUCACUUUAUCCAUCGCCAGCUCCGCAUACGACGACGGAUCUUUCUACAUUUUCCGCGAGUACGGGAUAUACAUCCCUCUCCACAUCCCCUUCUACAUCCCUCUCUACAUCCCUCUCUCCAUCAUUCUCUACCACCCCUCCUUUCCCCCUCUCCACCUCCCUGCUUACCUCCUCACCACCCACCACAGCCCCACACCCACCCACCCCAACCCUCCCAACCCACCUCCUCACAUACCUCCCACCCAACUGGCCCUAUACGACACCGGGGGUGGGGAGGAAGGCAGGACAGACGGCGACGUAUACGAUUUCCAUUUCCAUCAACAAUUCAGAAAGUCGGAGUGGAAAUGUUGAGGAUGAUGAGAAGGGUGAGGCUGUGGGCCUGGUAGUAGCGUCGUUGCAGUGGUUUCCGCGGCCGCUGGGUCGGCGGAAAGGGCUGGCUACCGGUGUCGGUGUCGGUAUUGGGGAAGUCGGGAGUGACGGGGGGUUAGGAGAGAAGAGCACCGGGAGGACAGGGACGGGAACGGCAACGAGGAAACAGACUGAGAAAUCAACGGAGGGCGUGAAGGGGAAGUCUCGGGAGACGGAGACGGGCACGGAGCCGCAGCCGCAGAGCUCUACUAAUAAGUAA